Anoplopoma fimbria (sablefish) is the source of this 1478-nucleotide messenger RNA. It is a transcript of the gene srlb, whose product is annotated as sarcalumenin. Lineage: Eukaryota; Metazoa; Chordata; Actinopteri; Perciformes; Anoplopomatidae. The record is from RefSeq and is a predicted model, not a curated record. Gene Ontology annotation, molecular function: GTP binding. Bases 1 to 1458 code for a protein of 485 amino acids. The transcript has 7 exons.
AUGAAGGGUACAGUCUUGAUCUGCUGUUUCCUCUCCCUGCUGCAUUUGCAGGCCACAGCAGAGGAAGAAGAAGGAGAUGAUUUCAUCUCCACCCUCAGGGACAGAUCUCACAUCGACGAGACGCUGCGGCUUGCAACUGAGGAAAAGGCAGGAGACUAUGCAGCGGCUAUAGAGCGGUUGCGGAAGAUCUACCACACAUCCAUCAAGCCGAUGGAGCAGGCCUUCAAGUACAAUGAGCUGAGGCAGCACGAGAUCUCAGCCUACCCCGGACGAACCGUGGGGGACUCAUCCACAGAUGGAGAGAUUACCUCCAAGCCAAUGGUGCUGUUCCUGGGACCCUGGAGUGUUGGAAAGUCCUCUAUGAUCAAUUACCUCCUGGGCAUGCAAGACAGCCCCUACCAGCUCUACACAGGAGCGGAGCCUACUACCUCUGAGUUCACUGUCAUUAUGCACGGGGAGAAGAUCCGCUCUGUUGAGGGUAUUGUCAUGGCUGCAGACAGCUCUCGGUCCUUCUCUCCCUUGGAGAAGUUUGGCCAAACCUUCUUGGAAAAACUGAUCGGUAUUGAGAUGCCCCACAAGCUGCUGGAACGUGUGACUUUUGUGGACACACCAGGAAUCAUUGAGAACCGCAAACAGCAGGAGAGAGGCUAUCCCUUCAACGAUGUUUGCCAGUGGUUCAUUGACCGCGCUGACCUGAUCUUCGUGGUGUUUGACCCCACCAAGCUGGACGUCGGCCUUGAGCUGGAGAUGCUCUUCCGGCAGUUAAAGGGCCGUGAAUCCCAGAUCCGCAUCAUCCUAAACAAGGCUGACAACCUGGCCACCCAGGACUUAAUGAGAGUCUACGGAGCGCUCUUUUGGAGCUUAGCUCCCCUCAUCAAUGUGACUGAACCCCCUCGCGUCUACGUCAGCUCCUUCUGGCCGUAUGACUAUGCACCUGAUACCAGCCGUGAGCUCUUCAAGCGAGAGGAGAUCUCCCUCCUGGAAGAUCUGAACCAGGUGAUUGAAAACCGCAUGGAGAACAAAAUUGCCUUCAUCCGCCAGCAUGGCAUCCGCGUCCGCAUCCAUGGCCUGCUGGUAGACCGCUACGUCCAGACCUUUAAAGAGAAGAUGAGCUACUUCAGUGACCCUGAGCUAGUCUUCAAGGAGAUUGUGGACGACCCAGACAAGUUCUACAUUUUCAAAUCCAUCCUAGCCAAGACCAACGUCAGCAAGUUUGACCUGCCCAACCGCGAUGCUUACCGUGACUUCUUUGGCGUCAACCCGAUCACCAACUUCAAGCCCUUGACGGCUCAGUGCUCCUACAUGGGAGGCUGUCUGCUGGAUAAGAUUGAGAGGGCAAUCACUGAUGAUCUGCCUGCCCUUCUGAGCAGCAUUAACUCUGGGAAGCAGCCUGGCCUGUCCUCCUGCGAGGCAACUGGCUGUGGGGAAAAGCCAAAGAAUCGGUAUCGGAAGAACUGAGGGAAACAAAAUAACUUGAG